CACUGAGUUUUCGUAAUCGCCGAGUUUAGUUGAUUCUAGUUUCUUUAUCGUCCAGCGAACAAAAAAGCUUCUAUCGAAAUGAUGGACUUUUUUAUAGCCAGUAAUCAUCAGGAGCCAAAGACAGGCUUCGGUCAAAUCCUGGACCCUCCACCCGAUUCAGGUCCCCCGGGAUUCAACGACCUACCCAUGGAGAUUUUACUGAUGAUUAUGGACAUGAUAUCGUUAGAGGAUCGUAUAGCGGCAGGUGAAACGUGCCGUCGUUGGCUGGAGGCGGCUCAUUACUACACACCAUUCAACGAACAGUUCGUGUUUCGAUUUUCGAACAUUAACUUCAGUGAUUACGAGCCACCUUUGAGUUAUUUCCUCAAAGGAUUUCGCAUUUUCCCCCGGAUCGAAAUGAGUUCGGUGAUGUUUUAUGGGAAAAGUGAUUUUUGGCCAGAUUUCGGAGAGUACAUUCGAGACUUGUUCAUUUCCAACAGCAACAUUCAGUUUGAAGGGUUGAUUUGGAUUCUUCAGAACUCGCCGAACUUGUGUAAGUUGGGGCUCGAAUCGUGUGAUGAGUUGUUCAAAACGUGGGUUUUCGAAAACUCAUAUUGUUGCAAGCAGUCUAACUUUAUACUGGAGAACUUGGUGGACGUGUCCCUGGCAAAUAACGAUUUUGUGAACGAGCUACAGUUCAACUGGAUUAUGACUAUAGCCCCGAACAUUACACAUUUGAAUAUUUCCAACUGUUUCAAAAUGAUUCCCUCGGUGCGUCGCGUAGCUAUGGUGGAGCACGUGAUGCGCCUCAUCAACAACAGGAAAUUUCAGUUUCAGUCACUUCUGUUCAACGGAACACUUUCCAUGGAUGACAUCUGCCUAAGUACUUUGGCACUCCUGGAUGGGCUACGGUUGGAGAGCUUGGGCUUAACAUUCUGUGAUAAAAUUCCAGUAGCAAUUAUCGAUUUGCUGCGACGAACGCCGGAUCUAAAAAUCACGCAAUCUCUCCAGUGGAAAGUCAGUAAAACGAAAAAGAUCAUGAAAGCCCCUGGUUUCAUAAGUUUCAUAUCGACACAAAAAUACUUGGAACAUUUGGAUCUUACAUCGUCGCUAGGAAUCACAGAUGAAAUUAUGGAUCUCAUCAUAAAUUGCCUCCCAAGGCUGAGAACCUUGAAAGUUCGUCGCUGUAUUCUGCUAACCGACGAAGGAAUCAUGAACAUUGUAAAGCUGGAAAACCUGGAAGUACUUGAUCUGUCCAACUGCGAGAAAAUUUCCGACAAAGCCAUGUUCAACGGUGUCGUCGGGCGGAAAAUCAAACGACUGAAGGAGCUGUACCUUUGUGAGCUACCCUAUCUGAGCGAUUACACCUUGAUCCAGGUGACGCUCAACUUCAGUAUGAUCCAAAUUCUGGAUCUUAGCUGCACCCCCAACGCUGCUAGUGACCCCACCAUGCAGUACAUCAACUUCUAUCUGGUGCACAUGCGGAAGCUAAACCUGGACAGCUGCAACAAGAUCUCCGACGCAGGUAUUACCGGCAUCGAUCUGCCGUACAACCCUUUGGAAAUUUGGGAUAUUUCCGAGUCUUUUUCCAUCACCCGGCUGUUCAAAUUGCGUACCCUGGUGCUGACGGGUUGCUACCGGGUUACGGAUCUUUCGCUGCAGAAUGCCAUGCACUUCGGCGAGUUGAAGGAGCUUCAUAUGGCAAGGUGCUAUCAGAUUACUCAACGCGGCAUCCAGGCGUUGGUGGAAAACAAUCGAGCCAUCGAGUAUCUGGACAUCAGCGGGUGUCCACUCGUAACCGAUAGUUGCAUCGACAUCAUCACCAGCACCCUGAAACGACUGAAAACUCUCCGGGCCGAUAAGUGUCCGCUCCUCACGAACGAAUGCUUCUACUUUGUGAGCGUCAACUGCCAGUAUUUGAAGCAUAUCUCCCUCGGAGGCUGUCUGCGAUUAACCCGGGUCAAGAAACGACUAUCGGCCUCGGUACCAACCCUGCACGAGAUCGAAUGUGACGAAUAGGAGCUCCGCGCGGAUCAACUGAUUU
Molecule: messenger RNA, 2023 nt
Organism: Uranotaenia lowii
Lineage: Eukaryota; Metazoa; Arthropoda; Insecta; Diptera; Culicidae
Exons: 4
Coding region: 79-1998 (639 amino acids)
Biological process (GO): SCF-dependent proteasomal ubiquitin-dependent protein catabolic process
Cellular component (GO): SCF ubiquitin ligase complex
Molecular function (GO): protein binding
Source: RefSeq, a predicted model, not a curated record